AUGGAGACCACAGGCAGUGCCACUGAAGGCGACCCUCAGAGAGGAGAGGAUGGGGUGGAGUCAGGAACAGCACCUCCAACAACAGAGCUGAAGAAGAAGGGUUGUAAAGAGGUCUUUGGUUUGUCCAAGCUGACCCACUGGAGAACUGCAGUCUUCUUCUUCUCUCUGUUCCUCUGCCUCACCAUUGUGUUCGCCUUUUCCUUCAUCAUCCCCUGUCCUGUCAGACCACAGUAUCUCCUCACCUGGAACAGGACAUUCUCUGAAGCAGCUACCUAUGACUUUCUUGCUAUUGAAGAUGCAAGCAAGGACAAAGUGAUGGAUGUGCUAUUUGUCAUUAAAGACACAGAAGGAAGUCAGAACAACACGUGUGCUGAUGCAGGUCUGCCCUCGCCGUGUGUGUUUGUGCUAGCGGUGGAUGGGACAGAUGGAGAAAGCCUGUGGGAGCGUCCCCUAGAUCCUGAGUAUCACUGGGCUCAGUGCGGUCUGGAUAAAGAGACAAUCAGAGACUGGGACUGCCUGCUGUCUCAUUCUGACAAACUCACAGCUAUUGACAAAUCCAACGGUCUGUGCAGGUGGAAGUUAGUGGCACAGCCUCACCCUCCAGGUAUGUCCAGCACUGUGCGUUUAAGUGUCCCAGAUCUAGAUGGGGACAACGUCAAUGAUGUUGCCCUGGUGGCACCUGCAUUUACUUUACUCUUCAUGCCAUUUCUGCAGACUCAGCUGGUGUUCCUCUCUGGGAAGACGGGCGUCCAGGUUGGCUCUACUGUGACAAUUGACUACACAGAGGACAGCUAUCAUCUUCUUCAUUGCACUUCGGAGGGUUCUUCACAUUAUGUCCUACUACAAAGGGUUUGUAUCUAAAUUGGAAUGGACUCAGGUGUGUACGGGCUGGCUCUGUGGAAGAUUGCCGCUCAGGCUAAAGCGGGGAUGGAGGCCAGUCUUAAGAAGGACAAACACUGGGAGAAAAACUCGAGCACAACAUCCGGUCUUGUGCCUGUAUAUGAGUCUGACUCAGUGAAGCAAGUACUCAGAGUUGGAGAAACAGACGACCCACCGAACUUGCUGAUCGUGACUGGGGAGGAAGUGGCUUUAAUUGAUGGGAAAAUAUUGAAGGUGUUGUGGAAACUGAAUACCAGCUCAGUCCUCAGUGAAUCCGUCUUUGGUCACUUUAACAAAGAUGACAUACUGGAUGUUGUGUGGGAGGAGGAUAUCGGCAACACACAAAGAGGGGUUGUAAUACUUGAUGGAAAGUCCGGGGAUGUGCUGUGGGAAGUUAACCUCUUGGCCACUCCUAACUCACCGAGACCCGCCUCCAUUCACACAAACUCCUUCUCUAUUUUUGUGUUUUGGGGACGUUUGCCUUCAGAAACAAACUCAUCUGUACCUCUGAGUAGUGAGCGAUGUUCUUACAUGCUCCAUCCUCUCUAUUCAAAAGUUCUCCUUGAGUCGACCAGUGCCAUGGACCACAUCAUAACAUUUAAAGCCACACUGUUGGAGCGUGGACGACACGCUGCUUACAUCCUCCUGACGGGUCCUGUGAAGGAGGGUGCUGACGGCACCAUCAUCCUCAGCAAGCGCAAGCUGAAGCAGGACGUCCCCAUCAGCAAAGUACUCCGCAUCGGUACAGGGGAAAGCUCAGAGAACGAGGACAUCAAAGAGGCCUUCAACCGUCUGCGCUUCAGUGACUGGUGAAACUGCAACGUGUACUGUAUGUUGUCAGUGUUAGGAUUAAUUUGGUACAGCUGACUUUUAGUGGUCUCAAUCUAAAAACCAAAGUAAACACUAGCUAUGACUUUCUGACUGCUGAAACCCAAGAAAAAAGCUGUAUACUUGAUUUGACAGGGUUCUUCCCUUUGAUUUAUUCUGUUUUACAGACUGCAUACAUGCUAUCCUGUUUGUAAUACGUAGAGUCCAAAAUGCUACUGUUCCUAGACAAUCACGUGGCACAGAUUCCUUUUCUCCUGCUGAUCACUUCAUAGAGAGGGCCUGCCUUGCUGUAUAGUUUCGAGCACUUUUUAUGAAUUGACUUAAUUUGAAUGCACAGGCUAGAUUAUUAGUUACAUCUAUGCAACUUAAUACCACAUUUGGUUAAAAAGGUAGAACAUGCACACUUCUACAGGUGGAGGUUUAUAUGGGAUUGGAAUAUUUUAAUUGCCUUAAAGAAAUAGCUACAUGAUGCAAGGGCUUCCUUUUGGUUUGGUAUUUUUUCCAGACUGUACACUAAAACAGAAGAGAUGUAAAAAGUUACUUGAAAGGUAAGGGUUUAUGCUAUGUGGUUACACACUUUUUUUCUUUUACAUAUUCUGUUUUAAGGGUAUUGCCAGGACUCUCUUUAGUCAUUGGUACUGUUGCGAAGAGAUUUGUGUUUCUUACUUGCUCAAUCCAAGAUGCUGUAGUCUGGUGAUUCUGUUUGAUGCACACUGUGCAAACCAUACUGAAGGUUCUGCAGAAGAGUGAUAAUUACUGCUGAGAGUUUACAGCUCCUUUUAAAAGCUGUUUUUAUUUCUCUGUGAUUUUUACAGUUGAAUGAUUGAAAUUGAGGUUGUGGUUUUUGCUGUAUAUGAACCUAUUUUUUUGGAGCUGGCUUUUCUUUCCCACUUUAAUUGAGUUAUCUGACUAUUUUUGAAUUUGAGAAAUAUUAAACAAUUUUAAAGUAGUACUUUUUUGUUUUGUUUCCAAGAUAUGUGCUCUUAACAGAGCAAGUUGAGUGAAAUAAAGCAAAAAAAACACCA
Messenger RNA from Notolabrus celidotus (New Zealand spotty), 2732 nucleotides. RefSeq names its product family with sequence similarity 234 member A (gene fam234a). NCBI's taxonomy places the organism in Eukaryota, Metazoa, Chordata, Actinopteri, Labriformes, Labridae. The record is from RefSeq and is a predicted model, not a curated record.